Molecule: messenger RNA, 3298 nt
Organism: Haliaeetus leucocephalus (bald eagle)
Lineage: Eukaryota; Metazoa; Chordata; Aves; Accipitriformes; Accipitridae
Gene: TSHZ2
Product: teashirt zinc finger homeobox 2
Exons: 2
Coding region: 168-3278 (1036 amino acids)
Biological process (GO): regulation of transcription by RNA polymerase II
Cellular component (GO): nucleus
Molecular function (GO): DNA binding; DNA-binding transcription factor activity, RNA polymerase II-specific
Source: RefSeq, a predicted model, not a curated record
AAAACCAAACAGGUUCCUAUCAGUGAAGUGGAAAGGAGGGGGGCAGGGGAGGCUUGAGGGGGGUGUUGGGGAAAGCAGCUGAGAGGCAGAGGCAGAGAAACACGACUCAGGAGCGUCUCAGGGCUCUCGGAUCUGGGGACAGAAGUGAGAUUGGAGAAAGUAGAGCGAUGCCAAGGAGGAAACAGCAAGCACCCAAACGGGCUGCAGGUUAUGUCCAAGAGGAAGAUUUAAAGGAAGAGGAAGAUAUAAAGGAGGAGGAAGAAGAUGAUGAUGACAACAACUCAACUGCUCAGCUCCAGGGCAGCAACGACACUGGCACGGAUGAGGAACACGAAGUGGGUCCUGAGCAGAAAGGGAACUUCAGUUACCAGAAUUCCCCUGUCAGUCAUAUAUCUAACCAGGAUGCAGAAAAUGAAUCACUACUAAGCGAUGGUAGUGACCAUGUGGCAGAUAUUAAAAGCAUUUGCUCUAGAGAGCCACAGGACCCAAAAAGCAGCGCCCAUCCCAAAGCCCAGAACGAAGCACACGAUUGCAUGGAUAAAAUGACAGCGGUCUAUGCCAACAUACUGUCAGACUCUUAUUGGACAGGCUUAGGGCUGGGUUUCAAGUUGUCUAACUCUGAAAAGAGGAGUUGUGACAACAGAAAUGGAGGGAACAAAGCUGAUUUUGAUUGGCACCAAGACGCACUGUCAAAAAGCUUACAGCAGAAUUUACCUUCCAGACCCGUCUCAAAACCCAACCUGUUCAGCUCGGUCCAGCUGUACAGACAGAGCAGCAAAAUGUGUGGAACUGUGUUCACGGGCGCCAGCCGGUUUCGGUGCCGGCAGUGCAGCGCUGCCUAUGACACCUUGGUAGAACUAACGGUUCAUAUGAAUGAGACAGGUCACUACCAAGAUGACAACCAUAAAAAGGACAAGCACAGACCUACCAGCUACUCAAAGCCCAGAAAAAGGGCUUUCCAGGACAUGGACAAGGAAGAUGCACAAAAAGUUCUGAAAUGUAUGUUCUGUGGUGACUCUUUUGAUUCCCUUCAAGAUCUGAGUGUUCAUAUGAUAAAAACAAAACAUUACCAAAAAGUGCCUUUGAAGGAGCCGGUACCAACCAUUUCUUCAAAAAUGGUCACUCCAGCAAAGAAACGUGUGUUUGAUGUUAACAGGCCUUGUUCCCCCGACUCCACGACAGGGUCUUUCUCAGAUACUUUUUCUCCUCAGAAGAACGCGAACCUGCAGUUAUCAUCUAACAACCGCUACGGCUACCAGAAUGGUGCCAGCUAUACGUGGCAGUUUGAGGCCUGCAAAUCCCAGAUUUUGAAGUGUAUGGAAUGUGGAAGUUCCCAUGAUACCUUACAGCAGCUCACGACCCACAUGAUGGUCACUGGCCAUUUCUUGAAAGUCACAAGUUCAGCUUCAAAGAAAGGAAAGCAACUUGUUCUGGAUCCUUUAGCUGUGGAAAAAAUGCAAUCACUGUCUGAAGCACCAGCCAAUGACAGCCUGGUUUCAAAAUCAACCAGUAAGUCAUCUGCAGAAUGCAUAGCUCCCGCCUCUGAACUAAAAAAAGAGGGUAAAAAAGAUAAAGCUGAUGAUGUAAACAAAGAUGAGAAAGCAGUAAAAAAUGAAGAUUAUGAAGACACUCUUCAGAAACCACUGGAUCCCACAAUGAAAUACCAGUACCUCAGAGAAGAAGAUUUAGAAGAUGGUUCAAAGGGUGGUGGGGACAUUUUAAAGUCCUUGGAGAACACUGUCACAACGGCUAUCAAUAAAGCUCAAAAUGGAGCACCCAGCUGGAGUGCAUAUCCCAGCAUCCAUGCAGCUUAUCAGCUCUCAGAAGGAACUAAGCCGUCUUUGCCUGUGGGUUCCCAAGUACUGCAAAUCAGGCCAACAAUCACCAAUAAAUUGAGGCCCAUAGCUCCCAAGUGGAAGGUCAUGCCUCUGGUCCCUAUCUCAGCAAAUGUGGCCCAGUGCACUCAAGUGAAGAAGGAAACUGAUGACAAGGAGGAGGUGCAAAAGGACUAUGCUAAAGAGGGCAUCCAGUCUGAGCCUGCCUCACUCAGCCAGAGUGAGAGGGAGCCUCUCCUCAAAUCUGAAGCCUCUGUGGAGCCAAAAAAGACAGAACCAUGUCCCUUGAAAGAAGAAGACAAAAUUAAAGAGGACAGCGGAAAAGAAAAAACAGUCCUCAAGGAACCAACAGCAGCUUCUCUUAGUAAUGGUUGUGCUGCUGCCAACCAUUCGUCUGAACUGCCUUGUGUCAACCCUCUCAGUGCGCUGCAGUCAGUACUGAAUAAUCAUUUGGGCAAAGCCACUGAGCCUUUACAGCCUCAAUCCAACUCCGGCCCCAGCUCUAGCACAAUUUCUGUGUUCCACAAACCUAGUCUGAAUAUGAUGGAGAAGCCAGUUUUAUCUCCUGCUCCAACCCCACCAAGGCCUGCAAGUGUAUCCAGGCACUAUUUGUUUGAAAACAAUGAUCAGCCUAUUGACCUGACCAAAUCCAAAGGCAAGAAGGCUGAGUCAGCUCAAGCACAAUCUUGUACUUCUCCACCUCAGAAACAUGCUCUGUCUGACAUUGCUGACAUGGUCAAAGUUCUUCCCAAAGCUACUACACCAAAACCUGCUGCAUCUUCAAGGAUCCCAUCUAUGAAAUUGGAAAUAGAUGUCCGACGCUUUGAGGAUGUCUCAACAGAAGUCUCCACUCUGCAUAAAAGGAAGGGCAGACAGUCAAACUGGAACCCUCAGCAUCUUCUCAUUUUGCAAGCUCAGUUUGCUUCCAGCCUCUUCCAGACAUCUGAAGGUAAAUAUUUAUUAUCAGAUCUAGGCCCACAAGAGCGCAUGCAGAUUUCAAAAUUUACUGGACUGUCAAUGACCACCAUCAGCCAUUGGUUGGCAAAUGUCAAGUAUCAACUUAGGAAAACCGGAGGAACAAAGUUUUUGAAAAACAUGGACAAAGGACAUCCAGUCUUUUAUUGCAGCGACUGUGCGUCUCAGUUUCGAACCCCAUCUACUUAUAUUAGCCACUUAGAAUCUCAUCUAGGUUUCCAAAUGAAAGACAUGAACAGGCUGGCUGUGGAGCAGCAAACCAAGGUAGAGCAAGAAAUCUCCAGAGUUUCAGUUCAAAGAUCUCCUGAAACAAUAGCUGGAGAAGAGGACACAGACUCUAAGUUCAAAUGUAAGUUGUGCUGUCGGACAUUUGCGAGCAAACAUGCAGUAAAACUUCAUCUAAGCAAAACACACAGCAAGUCACCAGAACACCAUUCACAAUUUGUAGCAGAAGUGGAUGAAGAAUAACUCUUAAGGUAUGCAUGCUC